Messenger RNA from Sorghum bicolor (sorghum), 1423 nucleotides. RefSeq names its product probable plastid-lipid-associated protein 10, chloroplastic. The transcript has 8 exons. The record is from RefSeq and is a predicted model, not a curated record. NCBI's taxonomy places the organism in Eukaryota, Viridiplantae, Streptophyta, Magnoliopsida, Poales, Poaceae. The coding region runs from base 178 to 1035 and encodes 285 amino acids.
ACGGCGCACCACGCGCUCAGUGAAGCGAACGCAGAUGAAGGAUGUCAGGAAGGCGAGGGGCAAAGGGGCAAUCCGCGGCUGUGCCCCUGCCGCGCGCCCGUGCCACGCUUCCUAGAAUCCUCCUGUAGCUCAAUCCACUCGCACGGAGGAGCAACGCGGACCGGCGGACGCGGAGCAAUGGCGCUCGCCGCCCCUUCUUCCCUCCGCCGCCUCCCGACCACGCCACCGCAUGUGCUGUCUCCGCCCUGUGCCUACCGCCUCCGCUCGCGCCCUCUGCGGGAGCCCCGUCUCUGCCGGAGACUCGUCGCCGCGGCGGCGGCCGCCACGGCUCCACUCGCUUCGUCGCCCACCACCGCGGACACGGAGCGGAGGAAGCACGAGCUGCUGCGCGCGGUUCAGGAAACGCGGCGCGGAUUCGCGGCGGGGCCCGACCAACGCGCUGCCAUCGAGGAGGCCGUCGUGGCCGUGGAGGAGCGUGGUGCGGGGAAGGGGACGCCGCUAGAUCUCGCGGCGCUCGAUGGCACCUGGAGGCUGUGUUACACAUCGGCGUCAGACGUGCUUGUGCUGUUCGAGGCGGCCGAGAGGCUUCCACCCCUGCAGGUGGGGCAAAUAUAUCAGAAAUUUGAGUGCAAAGAUCGAUCAGAUGGUGGAACUGUGCGGAAUGUUGUAAGGUGGAGCAUCGAGAACUUGCUGGAGGAGCAAGAAGGUGCAACACUGAUGGUCUCUGCGAAGUUUGUUGUCCUGUCUAAACGCAAUAUCUUUCUUCAAUUUGAGGAGGUCGCUGUUGAAAAUAUCAAGAUUAGUGAGCAACUGCAGGCAUUAAUAGCUCCUGCUAUACUUCCUCGGUCAUUUUUGAGCCUUCAGAUAUUGCAGUUCCUUAAAACCUUUCGAGCUCAAGUUCCUGUUGGUGGUCCUGAAAGACGAUCACCUGGAGGACUAUAUUAUCUUUCUUACCUUGAUCGUGAUAUGCUCCUGGGUCGUUCAGUUGGUGGUGGGGGAGUAUUUGUUUUCACAAAAGCACAACCUCUUACGUAAAGGUUUUCUGAUAACCAAGAGUAUAUCAUCUGAUGGCUUGGCAGCUCUCCUUGAGCUUUGCAAUCUACAUUUUUUUGUGACAUGCAAAUAUGUGACCAUCACCUCAUUUUAGUUUUUAAAGAGAUUGCCAUGAUCUAUUUUGAGUUUUAAGAGAUUAUGUGCAACAUGUUUUCUUUUACACACCAGUUGUGUUGAAUAUGUAGCUGGCUAGUUGCUGUGGAUAUAUAAAGCUUCCUGGAUAGUUCUAUUUCAUUUGAGUGUUGUACGGAUACUAGAACUGUACCUACUUAUUUCUAAUUUUCUGGAAUUAGUAAUUUGACAUUACGAUCAGCAAAACUAAUGUGCAGAUGUACUCCAGUUUUCUAUUCUAUUUGAUGACAUUGACCUU